Molecule: messenger RNA, 759 nt
Organism: Microdochium trichocladiopsis
Lineage: Eukaryota; Fungi; Ascomycota; Sordariomycetes; Xylariales; Microdochiaceae
Product: trypsin-like cysteine/serine peptidase domain-containing protein
Exons: 2
Coding region: 1-759 (252 amino acids)
Biological process (GO): proteolysis
Molecular function (GO): serine-type endopeptidase activity
Source: RefSeq, a predicted model, not a curated record
AUGGCCCUGACCCUACCGUCCCCUGACAUUUCCGUCGUAGCCGAGCGCGAAGAUAGGAUCGUCGGUGGCGUCCCUGCCUGGACAGGCGACUUUCCAUUUAUUGUCGCUAUAUCUGACCGCGGCUCGCAAUACUGUGGCGGUGUCCUUAUAAACGCCUACACGGUACUCACGGCCGCCCACUGUUCCAUUCGAAUGAAGGAGCCAUGGGCUUUGGUCCGUGCCGGCAGUCUGUACUGGGCCUCUGGCGGCGUGGAAGCCAACGUGAGCGAGAUUUAUUAUCACCCGGAGUUCAACUUCGAAACUACCGAUAACGAUAUAGCAUUGUGGCGCCUCGCCAGCCCCAUCCACCAAAGCUCCACCAUCCGCUACGCGCCUCUGCCCCUAAAGGGCUGGGACCCCGUGGUCGGCAGCCUCGUCACGGCUGCCGGAUGGGGCCACCUUGACGGAGGCGAUGACUCCGAGUCGUCGCCGAUGCUGCGCAGAGUUACGGUCCCGGUCAUCUCGCGCGGCACGUGCCGGGCCGACUACGCCGCCCAGAACCUGACGGUCACCAACAAUAUGUGGUGCGCAGGUCUCAAGCAGGGCGGCAAAGACUCUUGUGGCGGGGACAGCGGCGGUCCCAUUGUUGACGCCUUGACUAAGACCUUGCUGGGGAUCGUGUCCUGGGGCACGGGGUGCGCCGAGCCUAACCAGCCAGGCGUCUAUGUGCGUAUCAGUAAUUACAUUGACUAUAUCCACCAGCACAAGUGGACCUCGUAG